This is a messenger RNA of Vicia villosa (hairy vetch), 1167 nucleotides long. RefSeq lists its product as uncharacterized. The record is from RefSeq and is a predicted model, not a curated record. Gene Ontology annotation, molecular function: RNA-DNA hybrid ribonuclease activity; nucleic acid binding. The transcript is spliced from 2 exons. NCBI's taxonomy places the organism in Eukaryota, Viridiplantae, Streptophyta, Magnoliopsida, Fabales, Fabaceae. Bases 1 to 1167 code for a protein of 388 amino acids.
AUGCUCACGGCGCUAUCCCGUUUCGUCGCGAAAUCCGCCCAGCACGCCCUUCCAUUCUUUAAGCUACUGCAAAAGGAAGCGACCUUUGAAUGGUCCGAGGAAUGCGAGCAAGCGCUAUCCCACCUAAAGCAAGUGCUCUCAAAACCGCCCGUCCUCUCCCGGCCUGGCGACAACGAGAUCUUAUAUCUCUACCUGGCCGUUUCAAACGAGGCGGUCAGUGCGGCCUUGAUCCGAGAGACUGAAGACGGGCAGAAGUCCGUAUACUUCACUAGCAAGGCCCUACAAGGGCCCGAGGUGCGAUACCAACAAAUCGAAAAAGUCGCGCUGGCCCUAAUAACUGCGGCCAUGAGGCUAAGGUACUACUUCCUCGCCCAUACCAUCGUCGUCCGAACAGAUCAGCCCAUUAAACAACUUCUCACCCGACCAGACAUGGCCGGAAGAAUGUUAAAGUGGUCCCUCGAACUAUCCGAAUUCGACAUACAAUACGAAAGCAGGAAAGCGCUGAAAGCUCAGGCACUGGCUGAUUUCAUAGCCGAGAUGACUUCAAUCACUAACUCCCCGGCACCCGCUGAGAAUAAGUGGACCAUCUACGUAGAUGGCGCCUCGAGUAGCUCGGGGAGCGGAGCCGGCAUUAUCCUAGAAAACGACGAAGGGCUUAUCAUAGAAGUAUCCUUGGUUUUGUCUUUCACCACGUCGAACAACCAGGCCGAAUACGAAGCUCUCCUGGCGGGCUUACAACUCGCCGAAGACGUGGGUGCUCGGGAGGACGAACUUCCCUCUGACGUGAAGGAAGCCUCAGCAAUCAAAAGACGAGUCUGCUCGUACACUAUCGUCGAGAAUAAACUAUACCGACGAGGUUUCUCCAUUCCUCUCCUUAAAUGUAUUGACAAGAGCUCACAACCCUUACAAGUACUCGCCAUCGGCGACGACCACUGCUGGAUGACCCCGGUAUAUAACUUCCUCACGAAGGACGAACUUCCCUCUGACGUGAAGGAAGCCUCAACAAUCAAAAGACGAGCCUGCUCGUACACUAUCGUCGAGAAUAAACUAUACCGACGAGGUUUCUCCAUUCCUCACCUUAAAUGUGUCGACGCCUCGCAAGCACUCGAAUACUUUAAGAGCUUCAUGAAGGGAUCAACGGUCAACACCUCGGCGGCCGAUCACUAG